This is a messenger RNA of Petromyzon marinus (sea lamprey), 823 nucleotides long. The record is from RefSeq and is a predicted model, not a curated record. Lineage: Eukaryota; Metazoa; Chordata; Hyperoartia; Petromyzontiformes; Petromyzontidae.
GUGGGUGAGUCAGUGGGUUAAUCAGUGGAUGAGUGAGUGUUGAGUUCUACAGUGGGGAUCUUUGUCUUUGUUGUGGGCAGAUAAAGCACAUGAUGGCUUUCAUCGAGCAAGAGGCCAACGAGAAAGCGGAGGAGAUCGACGCUAAGGCGGAGGAGGAGUUCAACAUUGAGAAGGGCCGCCUAGUGCAGACUCAGCGCCUCAAGAUCAUGGAGCACUACGAGAAGAAGGAGAAGCAGAUCGACCAGCAGAAGAAGAUACAGAUGUCGAACCUGAUGAACCAGGCCCGGCUCAAGGUGCUCCGAGCUCGCGAGGACCUCGUGCAGGAGCUGCUGAGUGAGGGGCGACGCCGGCAGGCGGAGGUCACCAAGAACCAAGCGCGCUACCAGGCACUGCUGGACGGUCUCCUGCUGCAGGGUCUGUACCAGCUGCUAGAGCCCGUGGUGAUUAUCCGGUGCCGUAAGGUGGACGUGGCCAUGGUUAAGGCUGCGGUGCAGACGGUGCUGCCCACGUACCGUGACGUCACCAAGAAAGAUCUGGACGCUCGCGUGGACGAGACGGUCUUCCUGCCUCCUGAAGUGUCUGGGGGAGUGGAGGUGUUCAGUCAGGAUGGUAAGAUCAAGUGCUCCAACACCCUAGAGAGUCGGCUGGAACUCAUGGCUCAGCAGAUGUUGCCAGAGAUCCGGGUCUCCCUCUUUGGACCAAACCCCAACCGCAAGUUCCUGGACUGAGCAGCACAUUCCCCUAGUGGAGAGAGCUCCAAAUCUCCCCACUCUCCAAAUCUCCCCACUCUCCAAAUCUCCCCACUCUCCAAAUCUCCCCACUC